Messenger RNA from Orbilia oligospora ATCC 24927, 696 nucleotides. RefSeq lists its product as uncharacterized. The record is from RefSeq and is a predicted model, not a curated record. NCBI's taxonomy places the organism in Eukaryota, Fungi, Ascomycota, Orbiliomycetes, Orbiliales, Orbiliaceae. The coding region runs from base 1 to 696 and encodes 231 amino acids. The transcript has a single exon.
AUGUCAACUUUCAAUCGCUCUUACAGGCGUUGCACCUGCUGCCGCGAUAAGCCCUGUCUCAGCGACUUCGGACGCGACCAUUCUGGUCAUUGCCCUCACUGCAUCUUCUGGGGUAACAAUCGGCAACCUUGCCCUUGGGACUACUGCCCUGGUGAUUGUAACGGAACGUGUCAGCCACAAGGGCCUCGUCGUGAGCCAGGUCGCGUCUGGACCACCAACGAAGCCCACCGACAGCAAGGGAACCAAAACUAUCCCUUGACCGAUUUCGACGACCCAGAUUUGACUCUUUGUGCCGACAGGGCUGGCGCUGAACGUCGUCGUCUUAUGCGCUUCGAGGCCACGUUUGAAGAGUUCUACCAAGGUGAAACUCUAACGAACCCUCCUCAUCAUCCCAUCCGUCAACAAGAAUCUCCACCUCCCGAUUACUACCGUGAUCUUGGAUUCUCUCGCGACGUUCCACGCUCUGAACCUCGUGACAUCAUCUACCCACCAGGUAGACGUCACCAUCUCAGUCGUGACUACAACAGUCUCCAAGAUCCUAACCCUGGACCUUUCGGGGUCUCUUACAAUGAGCCCCGCGAUGCCCACCGCUUUGACCCUGAGAAUCGCAGGCCAUCCACGAGUGGCUUCGAAAGCGACUGGGAUCCUUGGCCCGAGCACCAACGCCAGAUGAGAGGUGAACUUAGAUAUGACUGA